AUGGACUCAGCACUACAAAAGCAGAUUGCAAAAGGAGCAAGACUCAAGAAGACUGUCACAAAUGAUCGCUCGUCGCCAGUGGCCCAGGAGGCGGCGGUGGUGGCGGCCCCCCUGUGGGUGGAGGCAUGCCUAUGCCGCGGCCAGGCGGUCCCACCCCUGGCGGUCGGCCUGGCGGCCCAGUGCCACCCGGGCACCCUGGAGCCCGUCCAGGUCCUCCCGCCCCUGGUGGAGGAUUCCCCCCUCGCCCAGGUGGCCCCUCGCCUGGUGGCCCUCCUCCCCGACCUGGCAUGCCGCCCCCUGGUGGUGGUGGUGGACCGCCUCCGCCCCGGCCAGGUGGUGGCCCGCCCAUGCCGGCUGCCAAUGGCGGCGGCGGAGGCCCUCCUCCCCCGCGCCCUGGUGGUGGCCCGCCCCCGCCUCGCCCUGGUGGUGGUCCUCCCCCGCCGCGUCCUGGUGGUGGCCCGCCCCCGCCUCGCCCCGGUGGCGGCCCUCCCACGCCGCCCCGGCGGCCCGCCCCCGCGCCCCGGUCUUCCUCCCCCGACGCCUGGCGGAGGACCUCCCACGCCCACCGGACCAUCCACCCCUCAGUACCAUCAGCCUGUCAGUGCCAUGGAGACCGAGGGACGGUUCUCGUUCCACCCGAUCUCCGAUCUCCCGCCGCCUCCCGAAUUCAGAAACGUGCCCAAGGUCUACCGCUCCCAGCAGGUCGCCGAAGCCGCCCCGCCCUCCUUUGCCGGCGGCGGUCGCGCUCCUCCUCCCACGCCCGGCGGCCCUCCCCCCAGACCCGACGCAGGUCCGCCCACACCAACACGCCACGAGGCGCCGCCUCCGCCCACGCGCGAUGCCGUUGCGCCACCGGCUCCCGGCAGACCCGAG
This is a messenger RNA of Acanthamoeba castellanii str. Neff, 873 nucleotides long. RefSeq lists its product as uncharacterized. The transcript is spliced from 6 exons. Lineage: Eukaryota; Discosea; Longamoebia; Acanthamoebidae. The annotation marks the transcript as partial. The record is from RefSeq and is a predicted model, not a curated record.